AUGGGCUUUACUCUGCACUCUGCCUCUUUCACCCUGAAGGUGAGCUUAUUGCUGGGCUCUUUUCUCAGCCUGUGUCUUGGGCUAGAGUUCAUGGGCCUCCCCAGUCAGUGGGCACGUUACCUCCGCUGGGAUGCCAGCACCAGGAGUGACCUCAGCUUCCAACUGAAGACCAACGUCUCAGCUGGGUUGCUCCUCUACUUCGACGAUGGUGGCGUCUGCGACUUUCUCUGCUUGUCCCUGGUUGAUGGGCGUAUUCAGCUCCGAUUCAGUGUGGACUGUGCUGAGGCCAUAGUUGUCACAGAUAAGCAGGUCAAUGACAGCAACCUUCACUUCCUGAUGGUCAGUCGCAACCACCUCCGGACAGUUCUUGUGCUGGAUGGUGAAGCCAAGCCUGGAGAGGUGCGUCCACAGCGCCAAUACAUGAAUAUUGUCAGUGACCUUUUUAUGGGAGGCGUCCCGUCAGACAUCCGUCCUGCAGCCUUGACCCUUGACAGUGUCCUGGGUGAGCCACCAUUUAAAGGAUUUAUUUUGGACCUAAAGUAUGGCAGUUCAGAACCACAGCUCCUGGGUCACCAAGGGGUCCGCCUGGACAUGGAAGGGUUAUGUACAGAGAACCCUUGUGAGAAUGGUGGAAAUUGCUUCCUUCUUGAUGGCCAGCCACAGUGUGAUUGCUCGGCCACUGGAUAUGUUGGGAGAUUCUGUUCUGAAGAUGUCAGUCGUGUUCCAGGACUUUCACACCUGAUGAUGGGUGAACAAGGUAGAAGUAAAGCAAGAGAUGAGAAUGUAGCCACGUUCCGUGGGUCUGAAUACCUGUGCUACGACCUCUCCCAGAACCCCAUCCAAAGCAGCAGUGAUGAGAUCACCCUCUCCUUCAAGACAUGGCAGCGCAACGGGCUUAUCUUGCACACGGGCAAGUCAGCCGAUUACGUCAACUUGGCUCUGAAAGAUGGCGCAGUCUCGUUGAUCAUUAACCUGGGGUCUGGAGCCUUCGAGGCCAUUGUGGAGCCAGUCAGUGACCGUGGCAAAUUUAACGACAACAUCUGGCAUGAAGUUAAAGUGACCCGCAACCUGCGGCAGCACUCAGGCAUUGGACACGCUAUGGUGACAAUCUCUGUGGAUGGAAUUCUCACCACCACGGGCUACACCCAAGAGGACUACACCAUGCUAGGCUCUGAUGACUUCUUCUACGUGGGUGGGAGCCCCAGUACAGCUGAUUUACCUGGUUCUCCUAUCAGCAACAACUUCAUGGGCUGCCUCAAAGAGGUUGUUUAUAAGAAUAAUGAUAUCCGUCUAGAGCUGUCUCGCUUGGCAAGGAUUGGUGACACAAAGAUGAAAAUCUAUGGAGAGGUGAAGUUCACAUGUGAAAAUGUGGCCACACUGGACCCCAUCAACUUUGAGACACCUGAGGCCUACAUUAGCCUGCCUAAAUGGAACACUAAGCGAAUGGGUUCCAUCUCCUUUGACUUCCUCACCACAGAGCCUAAUGGCCUCAUACUCUUUACUCAUGGGAAGCCACAGGAGAGAAAGGAUUCCAGGAGCCAGAAGAAUACCAAAGUGGAUUUCUUUGCCGUGGAACUCUUAGAUGGGAACCUCUACCUUCUUCUUGAUAUGGGCUCUGGAACUGUCAAAGUCAAGGCCACUCAGAGGAAAGCAAAUGAUGGAGAAUGGUACCAUGUUGAUAUCCAAAGAGAUGGAAGAUCGGGUACCAUAUCAGUGAACAGCAGACGAACACCAUUCACUGCUAGUGGAGAAAGCGAAAUCCUGGAUCUAGAAGGGGACAUGUACCUGGGAGGACUGCCUGAAAAUCGGGCAGGCCUCGUACUUCCUACUGAGCUCUGGACAGCCAUGCUGAAUUACGGCUAUGUGGGCUGCAUCCGAGACCUCUUCAUUGAUGGGAGGAGCAAGAACAUUCGGCAGCUAGCAGAGCAGCAGAAUGCAGCUGGGGUCAAAUCUUCCUGCUCACGACUGAAUACCAAGCACUGUGACAGCUACCCCUGUAAGAACAAUGCUGUCUGUAAGGAUGGCUGGAACCGUUUCAUCUGUGACUGUACUGGUACUGGCUACUGGGGGAGAACAUGUGAGCGGGAGGCUUCCAUCCUGAGCUAUGACGGCAGCAUGUACAUGAAGAUCAUCAUGCCUAUGGUUAUGCACACAGAGGCAGAGGAUGUGUCCUUCCGCUUCAUGUCCCAGCGUGCUUAUGGGCUGUUAAUGGCCACCACCUCACGUGAUUCAGCUGAUACUCUACGCCUAGAGCUGGAUGGAGGCCGUGUGAAACUCAUGGUCAAUCUAGACUGUAUCAGGAUAAACUGUAACGCCAGUAAAGGACCAGAGACCCUUUAUGCUGGUCAGAAACUCAAUGACAAUGAGUGGCACACAGUCCGUGUGGUGCGUCGUGGAAAGUCUCUUAAACUGACCGUGGAUGAUGAUGUCGCUGAAGGUACAAUGGUUGGUGACCAUACCCGCUUGGAGUUCCACAACAUUGAGACUGGGAUAAUGACAGAGAAGCGUUACAUCUCGGUCAUUCCAUCCAGCUUCAUUGGUCACCUCCAGAGCCUCAUGUUCAAUGGCCUUCUCUACAUUGACCUGUGCAAGAAUGGUGACAUUGACUACUGUGAACUGAAAGCCCGCUUUGGGCUUCGUAAUAUCAUUGCUGAUCCUGUUACCUUUAAGACCAAGAGCAGCUAUUUGAGUUUAGCAACUUUGCAAGCCUACACCUCCAUGCACCUGUUUUUCCAGUUCAAGACGACCUCUGCAGAUGGCUUCAUCCUUUUCAACAGUGGGGAUGGAAAUGAUUUCAUUGCAGUUGAAUUGGUCAAAGGGUACAUACAUUAUGUGUUUGACCUUGGGAAUGGACCUAAUGUCAUUAAGGGUAAUAGUGAUCGGUCUUUGAAUGACAACCAGUGGCAUAACGUAGUCAUCACCCGAGACAACAGCAAUACCCACAGCUUAAAAGUGGACACCAGGGUUGUGACUCAGGUUAUCAAUGGUGCCAAAAAUCUUGAUCUUAAGGGUGAUCUUUACAUUGCUGGCCUCUCUCAAGGAAUGUACAGCAACCUUCCAAAGUUGGUGGCCUCCCGCGAUGGCUUUCAGGGCUGCCUUGCGUCAGUAGACUUGAAUGGCCGUCUGCCAGAUUUAAUUAAUGAUGCUCUACACCGCAGUGGGCAGAUCGAGCGUGGAUGUGAAGGACCAAGCACCACCUGCCAAGAAGAUUCCUGUGCCAACCAAGGCAUCUGCAUCCAGCUGUGGGAAGGCUUCACUUGUGACUGUAAUAUGACAUCAUACUCUGGGAGUCAAUGCAAUGACCCUGGUGCCACGUAUAUCUUUGGGAAAAGUGGAGGCCUCAUCCUCUACACCUGGCCAGCAAAUGACAGACCCAGCACGAGGACGGACCGCCUAGCAGUCGGGUUCAGCACAACGGUGAAAGAUGGCAUCUUGGUUCGGAUUGACAGUGCCCCUGGCCUUACUGACUUUCUGCAGCUUCACAUAGAACAAGGCAAGAUCGGUGUAGUCUUCAACAUUGGCACUGUAGAUAUCUCCAUCAAAGAAGAGAGCACCCCUGUGAAUGAUGGUAAAUACCAUGUUGUGCGCUUUACACGAAACGGUGGCAAUGCAACUCUUCAGGUGGAUGGCUGGCCAGUGAACGAGCACUAUCCUUCAGGCAACACUGAUACUGCGUUCCAAUUGGUAAAACCGAAAAUCCCCUUCAAAUAUAACCGGCCCGUAGAGGAAUGGCUGCAGGAAAAAGGACGACAGUUAACGAUCUUCAACACCCAGGCGAAAAUAGCCAUUGGAGGAAAAGACAGAGGGCGUCUCUUCCAAGGCCAGCUCUCCGGUCUCUAUUACAAUGGCUUGAAAGUGUUGAACAUGGCAGCAGAGAACAACCCCAACAUCAAGAUCAACGGAAGUGUACGGCUUGUUGGAGAAGUACCAUCCAUCGUGGGAACGGCACCCACAACUUCCAUGCCCCCAGAGAUGUCAACAACAGUAAUGGAAACGACUACUACUAUGGCCACCACCACGACUCGAAAAAAUCGUUCCACUCCCACCAUUCAGGACUCCACACAGGAAGAUACAACAGAUGACCUCGUUUCAUCAGCGGAAUGUUCCAAUGAUGAUGAAGACCUCAUUGAAUGUGAGCAGAGUGUAGGAGGUGAAUUAGUUAUCCCUCUUCUUGUAGAAGACCCUUUAGAUAUCCCUUCUAUUGCUACUCGUGCACCUUCCAUUACACUCCCCACUACCUUCCGCCCCCUCCUCACCAUUAUUGAGACCACCAAAGAUUCCCUGUCCAUGACCUCUGAGGCGGGGUUACCUUGCUUGUCGGACCAAGGCAGCGAUGGUUGUGAUGAUGAUGGCUUGGUGAUAUCUGGGUAUGGCUCAGGGGAAACCUUUGACUCUAACCUACCCCCUACUGAUGAUGAAGAUUUUUACACCACCUUCUCCUUGGUAACAGAUAAGAGUCUUUCCACUUCAAUCUUCGAAGGUGGCUACAAAGCACACGCACCCAAGUGGGAAUCCAAGGACUUUAGACCUAACAAAGCCUUCGAAACUGGUAGGACUACUACCACAUCUUUGUCCCCUGAGCUGAUCCGCUCCACAGCUUCGUCCUCGACUGGGAUGGUGCCCAAAUUGCCAGCCGGCAACAUGAAUAACCGUGACCUCAAACCCCAGCCUGACAUAGUCUUGCUUCCGUUGCCCACUGCCUAUGAGCUAGACAGCACAAAACUGAAGAGCCCGCUAAUAACUUCCCCCAUGUUCCGUAAUGUGCCCACAGCAAACCCCACGGAGCCAGGAAUCAGACGGGUUCCGGGGGCCUCAGAGGUGGUCCGUGAGUCGAGCAGCACAACGGGGAUGGUCGUCGGCAUUGUGGCUGCUGCUGCCCUCUGCAUCCUGAUCCUCCUGUACGCCAUGUACAAGUACAGGAACAGGGACGAGGGGUCCUAUCAGGUGGAUGAGACGCGGAACUACAUCAGCAACUCGGCCCAGAGUAACGGCACGCUCAUGAAGGAGAAACAGCAGAGCACAAAGAGCGGCCACAAGAAACAGAAAAACAAGGACAAAGAAUAUUACGUGUAA
Molecule: messenger RNA, 5073 nt
Organism: Eublepharis macularius
Lineage: Eukaryota; Metazoa; Chordata; Lepidosauria; Squamata; Eublepharidae
Gene: NRXN3
Product: neurexin 3
Exons: 23
Coding region: 1-5073 (1690 amino acids)
Source: RefSeq, a predicted model, not a curated record